AUGUCCUCUCGAGCUGCCGCAGCCACUGCUGUGGCGAAGGUCAGCCGCCUCGUCUCCCCACGUCUCCGCAUCAUCCAGCGCGACUACCUCACCCGCCGCGGCGGCCGUACACAUCAGGUGCGCUCGGCCGUCGCGGUCGACUACACGCCAACGUACUUUGCGGCUUACAAGAACGAUGCGGCACAGUGCCCGCGGCUCAUCGAUGCUGAGGUGGUGCAUGGCGAUGAGCAAGCGUUCUGGUCGGCUCGCCGAGACUUCUACCGUAGCGGGGCAUCGCGGUCGUACUACCCCACAUGGGACCGGCAGGCGCAGGCGCUUAUCAUGCUCACUCGCGAAGUCCCACGCAUUCCACAGGAGGCCUCCUUUCGUCUGUUUACACUGGGGUUGAGGAUGAUGUUGCUGCCGCGGCUGAUGGUUGGUGCGGAGCUGAUGUUGCCGUCAUGGGUGACAAUGAACGCGGAGGCGUUGCUGGGUGAGGCUUUAGACGAGAAGAUGGCGAAGACGGCUGGCGACGGCAAGGCGACUGGUGCGGCAGCAGGUGCUGCUGCUGCUCUGUCCUCGACAUCUUCGGUGGGUACUGGUGAAAGUGGCGACUCGGCGAGUGAGGAAAAGAAGUAG
Leishmania braziliensis MHOM/BR/75/M2904 is the source of this 618-nucleotide messenger RNA. RefSeq lists its product as hypothetical. The transcript has a single exon. NCBI's taxonomy places the organism in Eukaryota, Euglenozoa, Kinetoplastea, Trypanosomatida, Trypanosomatidae. The record is from RefSeq and is a predicted model, not a curated record. The coding region runs from base 1 to 618 and encodes 205 amino acids.